Messenger RNA from Girardinichthys multiradiatus, 4288 nucleotides. RefSeq lists its product as uncharacterized. The coding region runs from base 101 to 4150 and encodes 1349 amino acids. The record is from RefSeq and is a predicted model, not a curated record. NCBI's taxonomy places the organism in Eukaryota, Metazoa, Chordata, Actinopteri, Cyprinodontiformes, Goodeidae. The transcript has 2 exons.
ACCCUGUGCCAGCGGUCCGCCUGUCCAGACUGUGAGGGCCACACAUUGCCAGGCUGACUACAGAUACGGUACAUUUUCCCGUAAUCACCAGUGCACCUGUAUGGCUCUGACAUUUUUAGCGUACCACAGUGAGGGGUUGCAGUUUGACACAGUCUUACUUGACAGAGUACUUGAGCAAGGAGAUGCACUUUAUGUUGGCAUUAAACAGCAGCUCAUGUUGGACGGUAGAUUUGUUGAUAAUCACUUGACAGUUGAAGAGAUGCCCCAACAAGUACUGACAGACGGUAACAUCUACUCUGUACACACAACGGGUGUCAGAGUUGGUCGUGUUUUGUGUCAGAAUGAUAGCCCUCAAAGGUCACGGCCAAUGGGAUUUCCUCUUGCCUCACAACUAGAGUGCCUGUCUGAAAAUGUCACCCAUGCUUUUCUUUUGGUGACUCCAGAGUGCAUUGCAGUUUUCCGGGACAGAGACGGUAGGUUUGGAGUUUUUGAUUCUCACUCAAGAAACUCAGCAGGCCUGCCCCAUCCUAACGGAACUGCAGUGGUCAUGACCUUUAGCAACCUAACGCUCAUGGUUGAACAUCUGCACAAACUCUUUCAGAACCGUGGCCCCAAUGCCACGUAUGAGUUUGUACCAGUAUCGUUUGUCAGCGACGACAUUGGUGAUGCCCCUCCUCCGGCCUUGAGCAAUCUGAAUAUUUCACCUGGAUCCACACAAGCAAGCCCAGGUGCUAAGAAAUCAGAGAGCGCUUCUGAUGAAGAGGAUGAAGAGGAAAUGCCAGCUUGGCUUGUUGAAGUUGGCCACAUAUUAGAGGAAACUGUCCCAACGAUGCCAGAUGUGUCCAAAUUGCCAAAAGCCAGGAGAAUAAAAGUAAGAGACAGGGUCAAAGCACAGCUGGGACAGGAUGUAGUUAAAAAAAUGAAACAAAGAACAUCUGAGAAAGAAAAAUAUGAUACAUCGCCUACAUAUAAGGUAAAAAAACUACGGGCAAUGAAACAAGCAUAUCUUCUUCAACAUGCAGAGAGGAAGAUCCAGUUAACUGCUAGAUACAAGCGUGAUGUUGCUUACCGAAGGAGACUAAUGGAAUAUGUGAAGAAAAGAUACAGCAACGAUCCCAACUACAAAGCCAGACAGAAAGCAUUUAUGAAGAAGUAUAUGAAGGAAAGAUACAGCAACGAACCCAACUUCACAGCCAGACAAAAAACAUUUAUGAAGAACUAUAUAAAGGAAAGGUACAGCAACGAACCCAACUUCACAGCCAGACAAAAAACAUUUAUGAAGAACUAUAUAAAGGAAAGGUACAGCAACGAACCCAACUUCACAGCCAGACAAAAAACAUUUAUGAAGAACUAUAUAAAGGAAAGGUACAGCAACGAUCCCAACUUCACAGCCAGACAGAAAAGACUUAUGAGGAUGUAUAUGAAGAAAAUGUACAGCAAGUUACAGUUCCGGGUGCAACAUAUUAAAAAAUGUGCUGUCAACAAGAGACUAAGCCUAUCAAAGAAGACACUUCCUCAAAAUACAAUGCUGCAGUGUGCAAUGAGAAUCAGGCGAAAAUACAGAAGGACUUUAGGCUUUCUCCAAGGAACUCCACAGCCUCUGAUCAGCAACGAAAUGAAAGCUGCAAUUCUGAAAUUUCAACAGAAAAUUCAACUUGGACCCACACAUGUCUGCACGGUUUGUCACAGAGCUCUUUUCCCGAGUCAAGUCAAGCAUUGUAACAGAGCCAAAUAUACCAAGAACAUUCGUGUGGAGGCCGAAUGCCUGACAGGUACGUAUGUUCACAUGUGUGACUCUGCAUGCUCCGCCCCGUGUUCUGUACCCAAAGAGAGGACUCAGGAGUGGAUCUGCUACACAUGUGACAGCUACGUAAACAGAGGAAAGAUGCCAUCAAUCGCUGCUGCCAAUCACCUGGACCUGGCACCUAUUCCCACAGAGCUUUCCCUAUUGAAUGUACUUGAGAGGCAAUUGAUUGCAAAAAUACUGCCUUUUGCCAAGAUUGUUUCAUUGCCCAAAGGACAGCAGAGAGCAAUUCAUGGAGCUGUUGUUUGUGUACCUUCAGAAAUGGAAACAAUCGUGAACUGUCUUCCCAGGCCCAGCACAGAAGCACAGCUUUUACAGGUUAAGCUGAAGAGGAAAAUUAAAUACAAAGGAUACCAAUACUUUUACACAGUAAACAUGGAAAAUGUUUUGGCUGCACUGAGAAAGCUUAAAGAGACCCACCCGGAUUACAAGGAUGUAAAUAUAAAUGAAAGUGCAACAUUUGAGGAUUUCCAGGAGGACCAACCUGUUGAGGAAUCAGAAACCCAAGCAGAGGAUGCAGUCACAGACCAACCUGACCACAUAGGGGAAGAACAUCAGGCUCUUCGACCGGGUCUGAUUUUGGACACUUGUAUGCAGCCACCUGACAUAGCACAGGAAGUGCUCUCCUAUGGAGAUGGAAUUUUUAGUGUCGCUCCCGCCCAAGGAAACAAACCCGUUGGCUUCUUUACUGUUCCAAGGCUGGAAGCCAAGGCUUUUCCUGUGCAGUUCCCCACUGGCCAAAACACGUUAGACGAAGCCAGACGAGUUAUACUGUCACCAAGUAUGUAUUUCAAUGUCAGGCUUUUCUCUGUAGACACUCGAUUUGCCAAAGACCAGAGUUAUCUUUUCUUUGCUCAGUUUGUUACUGAGACUCAUAUGGCCAACAACAGCAUGUCAAUUCAGUCAAGAAAAGGCAAAGCCAGGAGCAAAGAAGGACAAAACAUUUCCAGCAAGAUGCUACAAGACAAAGAAGAGUUAGAAAAACUAAUCCAAAAUAAAGAGGCCACUCGUUUUAUGCAACCCCUAAGAGGAACUCCAGCUUAUUGGGAGAAAGGUUUGCGCGAUUUGCACGCCAUGGUGAGGCAGCUGGGAAAGCCAACCUUCUUUUGUACCUUCUCUGCUGCUGAAAUGAGAUGGCCGGAAGUCAUUGAGGCCAUCAAAGCUCAACACGGAGAGCAAGUCAACUUUUCAGAGCUCGACUGGAACACCAAGUGUGACAUUCUUAGGAGCAACCCUGUUACUGUGAUGAGAAUGUUCUCCAAGAGGGUGGAUGCUCUCUUCACAGAUCUCAUUUUGUCCCCUGCGCAGCCCAUCGGACCAGUUGAGGAUUACUUUUAUCGUGUGGAAUUUCAAGCAAGGGGUUCCCCGCAUAUACAUUCUGUGAUAUGGAUUAAGGAUGCACCUGAGAUGGAGGAUCCCUCAUGUUGUGACCAAGUCAUCAAUUUCAUCGACCGUUACAUAUCCUGUCAAUUGCCCGAUGAAACCACAGACCCUGAGCUCCACAAAAUUGUAACGGAGGUUCAAAUGCACAGCAAAAAGCAUUCCAAAUCAUGCAAGAAAGGAAAUGUGCAAUGCAGAUUUGGAUUUCCCAAACUACCCAUGGACCGCACCAGAAUCACAGUCCCUCUCUUAUUCGACUUUGAAAAUGAUUGUGAUGAAAAAGCUAAGCAAUCCAGACAAAAGGAUGGCCAGAAGAAGUCCAGAAAAUCAAAGCCAAUAAUCAUCUCAAACCAACAAAGAGAAGCAAAGAGGAAGCUGAAAUCAAUAAGGGAUUUGCUGAUGGAUCAAAAAUCUUCUUUCAAGGAUUUGUCAGAAUUACUCCAGGCUUGUAAGAUGACCAAAGAAGAAUACAACCACUAUGUGGAUGCUCUGACUUCUGGAAUGGUAGUGAUGAUGAAGCGUGAUCCCAAAGACAGCUGGGUGAAUGGAUACAACCCGGAUCUCCUGCGUGCUUGGAAUGCUAACAUGGACAUUCAGUAUGUGAUCGAUGAGUACAGCUGUAUUGAGUACAUGAUGUCCUACAUAGCCAAGCCAGAGCAUGAAAUGGCGCAGUUCCUCAAAUCCAUUGUCGAGGAUCUAAAGAAGUCCGAUAUCAACCAACGGGACGAGAUGAAAAAGAUCAUGCAGGCCUAUUCAAAACAGAGAGAAGUUAGCGCUCAAGAGUCAGUAGCCCGUACAUGUAGUCUACCCCUUAAAAAGUCAUCACGCAGUGUCAUUUUUAUCCAAACUGAUGAAGACUGUGUGAAAAUGAGCCUUCCCAUGAGCAAACUGAUGAACAUGGCCCCAGAUGAAGAGAAUGUUUGGAUGACAGGAUUGCCUGAAAAAUAUCUCGUUUGGAAUGCGUAGCGGAGCGACCCUCAAUCGAUGAAAAUGAAGAACAAGACCCUGUCCCAGAAUACCAAGUUGAUGUCAACAGUGGAGCCAUGCCAGCAAUCGAAAUACCCAAAUUGAGCCCUGAUUUUAUUAGACAAAUGUACCGUAGUU